GAUAUUUUUAGUUCCAUGGAGCAAGCAGUGCCUGAAUGUUUCCUUCUGUGAUUCAGAUCUCUGAAGGACUUCAGAGCUAAAGCAACAGCAGGCUGACACAGGCAGUGGUGGAAGUCUUCCCUCUCAGUAGUGGAAGUCUUCCUUCUCAGUGGAGAAGAAAACCAGGUAAGACUUCUCCCCUUCUUACAGAUGCAGGGUACUAGACUCAGAAGAGAGACCCAGAAGCCCACAGUCAAGGAACCCCAGUGGAAAUGGAAUCAGAAUUCCCUUUGUGCCUCAUUGAGAAUGAGAAAGGACAACUGAGAGUCAAUCAGGAGUCCCUGGAGACCCUGUCAGCCAUCAACCAGCCUGUAGUGGUGGUGCCGAGCAUGGACCUCUACUGCACAGGCAAAUCCUACCUGAUGAACAACCUGACUUGGAAGAGAACAGGCUUCUCCCAGGGCUCCACUGUGCAGCCUUACACCAUGGGGAUAUGGAUGUGGUGUGUGCCUCAUCCCCAGAAGCCAGACCACACCCUAGUUCUGCUUGACAUCGAGGGAGAUGUGGAGAAAGCAAGUGAUGUAUUCCAGAACUUCCUGAAGUCACAGAGCACUAUGGAAGAGUCCAUCUGUAAGUCAGGGAAAGCCCUCACUGAAAGUCACAAAGCUCUGGAAGUCAAGAAGGUCAAGAAGGAGGUGGCUGAGAAGGAAGUGGAGAUAACUAGACAGAAGCAGAAGGAGAUUGAGGAAAAGAUAGAAGAUCUAAUGAGAAUCAUCCAAGAAUUCAUUGCCCAGAUGCAGGAGAAGAAGGAUAUGGAAAGGGAGAACCUUCUGAGAGAUCAGAUCAAGCUAAAGGAAGUUCAUGGAAGACGUGAAAUAGAACGAAGAAAAGAGAUCCAAGCCAUGAAUCAGAACUCUGCUUCAGGGUUCCUUGAUGGAGCAGUAGGUUUUUUCCGUGAUCUACUACUGAACGUAGUCAGCUCACAGGUUAAAAGGGCACUGAGGAAACUGUGAUGUACUUCAGUAAGCCAGAAUCCUCCAUGGCCUCUGCAUCAGUUUCUGCCUCUAGAUUCCUGCCCUCCGUUUCUGCCCUGACUUUCCUCAUUAAUGGAGUAUGGCCUGAGAGUUACAAUAUGAAAUAAAUAAUUCUCUCCUCA
Messenger RNA from Mastomys coucha (southern multimammate mouse), 1135 nucleotides. RefSeq names its product guanylate-binding protein 6-like. Bases 252 to 992 code for a protein of 246 amino acids. NCBI's taxonomy places the organism in Eukaryota, Metazoa, Chordata, Mammalia, Rodentia, Muridae. Gene Ontology annotation, molecular function: GTPase activity; GTP binding. The record is from RefSeq and is a predicted model, not a curated record. The transcript is spliced from 6 exons.